UGGCCCCCGGGCUGGCUGGACACCCAGAGUAGGAAUAGGAAUAUUUUUUUUGCUCAAUUUGUUCAGUUUCUCUAAACAUUCUUUGACCAACUUCGAAUUGAUGGUUACUGAGUUGAUCGCAACUUAAGGCUGCUUGGCUAUCGGAUAAGAUUUCUUCGGCCUAUUUCUUUUUCCCGAUAAUUCAUAUCUAAAAUAAUUCUUAUGAUGCUAACUUAGUUAGCUAAGCAGUCGUCCAGUGUUGAAAAUAUAGUGUUUUGUCGUAUAGCGGUGAACUAGUGUUUUAAUUUGCUCUUGUAGCGCCAAAGCUUUCAAAAAAUAUCUAUUAUUUAUCGCGGAUGAAAUCCAUUUAGAGGAGGCGAUGCAAAAUCUCCUAAUAAUAAUGAUGUUAACAUCUCUAAAUUUUACGACUGAUUAUAUAUUGAAUUAUUAAAGAAACACGAAAGAGCCGAAAGUGGUAAUUAUGAACAAAUUUAUUGUUGGGCUUAUUGUUAUUUUUCUUUUAUUUUCGCACUCCUUAGCUGUAUUUUACUGUUUUAACCGACCCUGUCCAGCAAACACCCAAGACUGUGACAGAGAUUUUGAAAUACUAAAUUUAACUGCAGCAGAAAUAAGGAUUCAUUGUCUGAAUGAUGCAGUACCUCCACCUACUUGUUUUGGUCAAGCGUGCCCUUCAAGCACCACCAAUUGCAAGCAAGACAAAAAAUCAAGCAGCGACAAAAGACGUAUUGAAGUCACUAUAUCGUGUUUAGAUGACUAUGAUUCAACGCUCAAAGAUUAUUACUUUGAGGAACCCAGCAAUUUUGAUCCUCAUACCAACUACCAUAACACCAAGUACGAGUCUGUAAAUGAGGGUUAUUCUAGCCCUCAGAGAGCCCAACGUCUAGAUUUGACACCCUACCAUGGAAGACUAGUAGAUUUCUUUUAAAAAAAUUGCACCCACUAACUGAAAAUGUGUGUCGAAUGAUAAAAUACCAGAUGCAUUGUAAAUUAAUUAUUUAUUAAAUAAACUGUUUAAAUGUUUUAAUA
Messenger RNA from Sitophilus oryzae (rice weevil), 1026 nucleotides. RefSeq lists its product as uncharacterized. The coding region runs from base 461 to 925 and encodes 154 amino acids. The transcript has 4 exons. The record is from RefSeq and is a predicted model, not a curated record. NCBI's taxonomy places the organism in Eukaryota, Metazoa, Arthropoda, Insecta, Coleoptera, Curculionidae.